Oryctolagus cuniculus (rabbit) is the source of this 3176-nucleotide messenger RNA. The record is from RefSeq and is a predicted model, not a curated record. Lineage: Eukaryota; Metazoa; Chordata; Mammalia; Lagomorpha; Leporidae.
GGUGUGUGUUUUGGGGGUGGAGGGUUAAGCCGGAAGUGGCGCCAGCCCCACAUAGUGGCGGAGAGGAGUGUGGGCUGUUCUAGGUGUUUGUGUGUUUUGCGCUGCAGUGUCUCGGACGCUAGGAGAGACUUUCCUGAGGAGAAUUGGCGGAUAUACAGGAGAUGCAGUGUGAAAUCUGAAUUUAACUGGACCCCUUGAGCUUCCCCGUACCGUAGGCUAUCCACGGGCGAAGUUGGUCUCUUCUGGGCCUUUGUCCUCUGGAAAACAGGUCCAGAGUUCAUUCGGGCUGCGUAAGUCAGCUGUUGCAGGCACUGACUUUUAGUCCCAAACCUCAUGGGCAAGCCCCAGGGGUCCUCCCACCCCCCAGUGGAAGCCGGGCCGUUUUCAGAAUCCCGGUGGUGGUGAUGCCCUCGUUCCCUUUCUCAGCUGGAGUGAGGCAGGGCUGGCCCUCUUUCAUAGGAGGCUGACAGUAACGCAGGCUAGAGGUUGCCAUGUUAUUUGACAGUGGGGUAAAGGAGUGUGAAAUUCUGUGUUGCAGGGGACAUCGUCAGAGACCCUCAGGGUGUCCAGGGCAGAGCACGAGUCUUAAUUUUGCCUCAUUUCUCAUUUGAAAUGAAUGCUGUGAGAGAAAUGGAGGCGUCCCAGGCACCCAGAAAGUGCUAGCCUGGAACCCCAAUUUCCAGCCUCCUACCCAGCUUGCAGCGUUACUCAAGUAGAUGCGUUCUCACAGAUGCUUUGGCGCUUUAUUGUCCUUAAACCCUGACCAGCUUCCUAACCUUCACCCCAAGGCUUCUCUAGAUUUUACUCUGCCCAUUGGGAAAGUGACUGUUGGGCUCAGCCGAGGAUGCUUGGCCUUUGUUCCAGCCACUGGGCACUCGCAACUGUGUAUGGUGUGACCAGGGCUUGUUCUGUUAUCUCACGGCCAGGAGGGGUGUUCUUGGCAGGCUUGGGUCUGGCCAGCUAUGUGGGUAGAAGGGCAUCUGUUCCUGUCCUGCACAUGGGGCUCAGUGACACAAGGCCUCACACAGUGCCUGGGGACUUCUCUAAGGUUGCAUCAUACUGCCCCUGCAGAGUUGAACCUGAACCUCUUGCUGCACUGACCCUGAGUUUUGGCAUUCCUCAGGUUGUGUGCCCUGAGUAUGCGCCCAGGCCCAGCCGACAUAUCCAGAUUCCCAGGCUCCCCAGCCCAAUCCAUGAGCCAGUGAAAUAAGGCAGGCUGAAGGCAGCCAUGGGCGUCAGGUGGUGCUGAGGGCAGUGGGGCAUGGCUGCAGCCCUGCAGGUCCUGCCCUGCUGGGUCCGAGCCCCCUUGCGCCCACUCCUCUGGGGUGGCCCCGUGGCCCGGCUAGCCAGCAGCAUGGCCUUAGCAGGGCAGGCACGGCAGCUUUUUGAGAGUGCUGUGGGUGCUGUGCUGCCGGGCCCCAUGCUGCAUCGGGCGCUGUCCUUGGACCCUGACGGCAGGCAGCUGAAGGUGCGGGACCGGAGCUUUCAGCUGCACCAGAACCUCUACCUGGUGGGCUUCGGCAAGGCUGUGCUGGGCAUGGCAGCUGCCGCCGAAGAGAUCCUGGGCCAGCAUAUCGUGCAGGGUGUGAUCAGCGUUCCCAAGGGGAUCCGUGCUGCCAUGGAGCACGCCGGCAGACAGGAGAUGUUGCUGAAGCCACACAGCCGAAUCCAGGUAUUCGAAGGCGCAGAGCACAACCUACCGGACCGAGACGCUCUGCGGGCUGCCCUGGCCAUCCGGCAGCUGGCUGAGGGGCUCACAGCUGAUGAUCUGCUGCUCGUGCUCAUCUCAGGCGGGGGCUCAGCCCUGCUGCCAGCCCCCAUCCCACCUGUCACCCUGGAGGAGAAGCAGAUGCUCACCAAACUGCUGGCAGCCCGUGGAGCCACCAUCCAGGAGCUGAACACCAUCCGGAAGGCCCUGUCCCACCUCAAGGGUGGGGGGCUGGCUCAGGCCGCCUACCCUGCACAGGUGGUAAGCCUGAUCCUGUCAGAUGUGGUGGGCGACCCUGUGGAGGUGAUUGCCAGUGGCCCCACUGUGGCCAGCACCCACAGUGUGCAAGAUUGCCUGCACAUCCUCAACCACUAUGGCCUCCGGGCUGCCCUGCCACGUUCUGUGAAGACCGUGUUUGCUCGAGCUGACUCUGACCCCCAUGGGCCACACACCUGUGGUCACGUCCUCAACGUGAUCAUCGGCUCCAAUGUGCUUGCACUGGCUGAGGCCCAGCGGCAGGCCGAGGCACUGGGCUACCGGGCCAUGGUGCUGAGCACGGCCAUACAGGGCGAUGUGAAAAGUAUAGCCCAGUUCUAUGUGCUGCUGGCUCAAGUAGCUGGCGCCCGCCUCACCCCAUCCACGGCAGGGUCUUUGGUAGAGGAGGAUGCAAAACUCCAUGAGCUGGCAGCUGAGCUCCAGCUCCCAGACCUGCAGCUGGAGGAGGCUCUGGAGGCCCUGGUUGGGGCUAGGGGCCCAGUCUGCCUGCUGGCUGGUGGUGAACCCACGGUGCAGCUGCAGGGCUCUGGCAAGGGGGGUCGGAACCAGGAGCUGGCCCUGCGAGUUGGAGUAGAACUGGGAAGAUGGCCUCUGGGGUCUGUUGAUGUGCUAUUUUUGAGUGGUGGCACUGAUGGGCAGGAUGGACCCACUGAGGCUGCUGGGGCCUGGGUCACACCUGACCUUGCCAGACAGGCUACUGUUGAGGGCCUGGAUGUGGCCACCUUCCUAGCCCACAAUGACUCCCAUGGUUUCUUCUGCCGCCUGCAGGGUGGGGCGCAUCUGCUGCACACAGGGCUGACAGGUACCAAUGUCAUGGAUGCCCACCUCCUGUUCCUGUGGCCUCACUGAUGGUGUAGGUCACAUUUUGGGAGCCGGGAGGAGGCCAACAGGGCAGGGUCCUAGGGCAGCCCAGAGUUGGUCCCCAAGGCCUCUUCAUGAUUUAGGGCCCGUCAUCUUGGUCCUGGCUGCUUGGUUGGUGCUUGUACCACCCACCCAGGGGCUGUGCUCCAUGUCUAUUACCCCCCAUUCAGCUUGGCAGAUGGGGGUUCCUGCCGCGGCUGAUCCCUAAAGACCAGGACAAUUGUCUGGUCUGGUUCUCUGCCCCUCUUCCCCCCCGGGCAGUCCCCCUGUUUGUUUGUUUUUCUGUGGAGUGAAACAAGAAAGACUGAAAAUAAAAAGGACUACACUGGUG